CUGCGUUGCGUUUUGUGAACCCCGCUUGUCCGACUGACGACUGACGACUCGGUUCUAUUGAUUUUGUCGUGUACGUCUAUCCCGCAACUGGAACCGGAAAAUAAUUGUUUACUUCAAUUUUUCUCGCCGAUUUUCACCGUUGACGAUCAUCCUUCAAUCGAAGAAUUAUUCCCAUAUACCGUGAAAAAUGACUCCGGAAGGUUACACACGAGUCUACGUCGGCGGUCUAAACGAGUCGAUCAAGAAGGAAGACUUGCAGAAUGAAUUCGAGAAAUUCGGCAAGCUGAACAAGGUCUGGGUGGCGUUCAAUCCUCCAGGCUUUGCCUUCAUCGAGUUCCUGAACAUGGAUGAGGCUGAGAUGGCCUGCAGUAACAUGAACGGAUCCGAGAUUCUCGGUGCCAAGUUGAGAGUAGAGAUAUCUCGUGGUCGAGGUCGUGGGGGCAGGGGAGGUUCAGGAGGAGGAGGAGGUGGAGGAGGAGGUUACCGAGGUGGCUCCAGAGGGUUCAAUUCCCGAGGAAGCAGUGGCGGUGGUGGUUAUAGGGGCAGCAGCGGGUACGGAGGUGGCGGCGGCGGCGAUCAAGGUGGAUAUUACGCAGGCAGGGGAGGCUCCAAUAGGUCUAGAGGUCGCUACGGAGAAGACUAUUCCAACAGUGGUUAUUCCACUCGCGAUUCCUAUUCACAAGACAGCUAUGGUGCUGGUGGCGGAGCCAGCACCGACUACUACAAGGAUUCCGGCUCCUCGAGGUAUCGCAGCCGAUCUCCUGCUGCACGUAGCAGUCAUCGUCAUCUGCGCGAAUGCACGUAAAACAACUUCAAAGCUACGUUCCCAAUACGAAGUGCGGGGCCAAUCAACCCGCCUCGACGACUACUCUGUCCAAUCUUCGCAGCGACGUGUACAUAAUAAUUACUAUACUACUAUUACGACUUAUGCUAAUGCAUUCUUCCCCAUCGUAUGAUCUGGAUAUCUGGUUUACAGGAUGCUCACGUGACCAAUUGACGUCCCUUGUUUUUUCAGUUUUGUCUCACGCUCUGUCAAGUACCACUAAGUUUUAACGCUGCUGAUCAGAUUAGAAACAACUCUAAUUGCACGGCUAUCGAUAUACCAGUUGUGGUUUACAUCGAGAGUUUCUUCUAGUUAAGUAAAGUUUUAUUUUCAAAUUAAAGACAUCCGUUACAAAAAAAAGUUGGUUUAAAGCUCAGUUUGACUUAGUUAACAAAUUAAAAAGUAAAGCUUAUUUUUUUUCACUUUAGCCUUUUUUUAGUGACCAUUUUGUACGAAAAGUGAGAAAAGUUUGGUGCUACGUGCAAUCUGUAGGCCAUGUUACGCAUUUACGAGAGUAAUAGUAUCUCAAGAAAAAAAUAGAUAAAAAAUGAGAAAAGAUUUAAUGGUCUUUGAAAUUUGUUUUUAUCCCUUUCACGAUCGUACGAAGGCAAAAGAAACUUACUUAUUCUGGCAACAAUGUUAUUUAUCUCAAUUGUAAAUUAAUUGGAAUUGAAGACAUUAAAUAUCUUGCGCUCAUUA
Messenger RNA from Belonocnema kinseyi, 1522 nucleotides. RefSeq names its product RNA-binding protein Rsf1-like (gene Rsf1). The transcript is spliced from 3 exons. Bases 188 to 805 code for a protein of 205 amino acids. Lineage: Eukaryota; Metazoa; Arthropoda; Insecta; Hymenoptera; Cynipidae. Gene Ontology annotation, biological process: positive regulation of mRNA splicing, via spliceosome. Gene Ontology annotation, molecular function: RNA binding. The record is from RefSeq and is a predicted model, not a curated record. Gene Ontology annotation, cellular component: spliceosomal complex.